Messenger RNA from Nothoprocta perdicaria, 3960 nucleotides. It is a transcript of the gene GABRA3, whose product is annotated as gamma-aminobutyric acid type A receptor alpha3 subunit. The transcript has 9 exons. NCBI's taxonomy places the organism in Eukaryota, Metazoa, Chordata, Aves, Tinamiformes, Tinamidae. Gene Ontology annotation, cellular component: postsynapse; neuron projection; GABA-A receptor complex. Bases 1 to 1392 code for a protein of 463 amino acids. Gene Ontology annotation, biological process: gamma-aminobutyric acid signaling pathway; synaptic transmission, GABAergic; nervous system process. The record is from RefSeq and is a predicted model, not a curated record. Gene Ontology annotation, molecular function: GABA-gated chloride ion channel activity; benzodiazepine receptor activity; GABA-A receptor activity.
AUGCAAAUGUGUUAUUUGAAGCUCUUGGGCUCACAGAAUUGCAUUGGAGAUUCUGUUUGGCUCUCACAGAAACACGUUUCGGACGUUGUUGAUGACAGCAAGGAUAACAUCACCAUUUUCACCCGCAUCCUGGACAGGCUGCUCGAUGGAUACGACAACCGCCUCAGGCCGGGGCUCGGAGACAGCGUAACUGAAGUCAAGACAGACAUUUACGUGACGAGUUUUGGCCCUGUCUCGGACACAGAUAUGGAAUACACCAUUGAUGUCUUUUUCCGACAAUCCUGGAGAGAUGAGAGGCUCAAGUUUGAYGGGCCCAUGAAGAUACUUCCCCUGAACAACCUGCUGGCCAGCAAGAUCUGGACUCCUGAUACCUUCUUCCACAACGGCAAGAAGUCUGUAGCCCAUAACAUGACAACGCCCAACAAGCUGCUGCGCCUGGUGGACAACGGCACCCUCUUGUACACCAUGAGGCUAACGAUCCAUGCAGAGUGCCCCAUGCACCUGGAGGACUUCCCAAUGGACGUGCAUGCUUGCCCGCUGAAAUUUGGGAGCUAUGCCUACACGAAGACGGAGGUGAUCUACACCUGGACGCUGGGGAAGGAUAAGUCAGUUGAAGUAGCAAAGGGUGGAUCACGGCUGAACCAGUACGACCUGCUGGGCCACGUGGUGGGCACAGAGAUGGUUCGAUCCAGCACAGGGGAAUACGUGGUCAUGACUACGCACUUCCACCUCAAGAGGAAGAUCGGCUACUUUGUGAUCCAGACGUACCUGCCCUGCAUCAUGACGGUCAUCCUGUCCCAGGUCUCCUUCUGGCUUAACAGGGAGUCUGUUCCUGCCCGAACCGUUUUCGGGGUCACCACUGUCCUCACCAUGACCACCCUAAGCAUCAGCGCAAGAAACUCCUUACCUAAGGUGGCGUACGCGACGGCCAUGGACUGGUUCAUAGCCGUCUGUUACGCCUUUGUGUUUUCUGCGCUGAUCGAAUUUGCCACCGUCAACUACUUCACCAAGCGCAGCUGGGCUUGGGAUGGCAAGAAGGUGCUGGAGGCCCAAGAGAUGAAGAAAAAAGAACCAGUGGCAUUAGCAAAGAAAACCAACAACACCUACAACAUCGUUGGUACCACGUAUGCCCUCAACAUUGCUAAGGACCCCGGCCUGCCCACCAUCUCCAAGAGUGCUGCUGCCACUGCUACUGCCACCAACGUUCCCCCCAAGAUGCCCCGCUUGGAGGAGAAGCUCCCRGAGAGUAAGAAGACAUAUAACAGUGUCAGCAAGGUAGACAAGAUGUCUCGCAUCGUCUUUCCAGUCCUCUUUGCCAUUUUCAACUUAGUCUACUGGGCCACAUACGUAAACCGGGAGUCAGCUAUCAAGGGAAUGAUCCCCAAACAAUAAAACCAGUCACACAAACCUUCCAUCAGUGAGUACCAUCCAGGCAGGAAUUCUCCAGGGCUUUCUUCUUUCCUAUUUUGUUUUAUUAUUGUUCAUUUGAUAUUAUUCUUAUUAUUACUAUUAGAUCUUUUUUUAAUGUAAACAAAACUGUGAUUUUAAUUUAAUCUCGUAUACAUAUAGUUUCUUCUUAUUCUGUCUCUAAUGAUGAAAGGAAAACAAGGAUCGUAACAAGUUGUGCCUCUAACAUCAUGAGUCUGAUGUCCCCCGUCUGUCCAGGUCUCCUUCACUUCCAUCUCUUCUCCACCUCGUGCCAUACGACCUGCCUGCAUGUCACCCAUUCCCAUUGCACGCUACACUCUGCCGAGGCCGCCUGGUGUGACUUGACUUGCCUCCCUCCUCCUCCUCUGCGAUGGACUGCCCUAGUGCGGUGGAUGUUCCUGGUGACUCAAGCUCAAGUAUGUGGAGGCCUCCAAAGUCGACUCGUUGGCUGGGUUGGUCUCCAGCAUCUGGUGCUUUGCGCAGGGUUUUCCUCCCUGGGCAGCAGCUGUGGUGGCAGGUGAGCUGGGCUGCGUUUAGGGAGCAGUGCUGCACGUGCUGGAAUGCAGCUGAGUGCCCACUGUGGGCAAUCCAGCCCUGGCAGGUGCUGCAGAGCUCUUGAAAGGGGGGAGCAGGAUGGCAGUGUCUCGCAGGCUUCCUCCUUUGUCUUCACCAAGCGUAGCUGCACAUUUUCUCCAUCUCUCCACCCAAACAGGAGCAGGUAAGGAAGGUCAUCUCUGUCUGCCAUGGUGGACUCUUGGGGCAAGUCAAGUUGGAGAAUGGGGUGAUUUCUACCAGGGGAACACUCUUCUAGGCUCAGUCAGUGAUAGACAUCAAGAGGGGAGCUUUCCCAUUCCUUGGGAGAGGAUAUAAUUGGUGAGAAUGAAUGCGUUCAGCAUAGGGCUGGAAGACAGAGCUCAUGUUCUGAUAGCAGCUUUUCGCUUUCUUUUGGCCAUAUCUGCUUGUCCUUUUUGACAUCUCUUCUCUGUGCCAAACCCCUCUUCUGCCUUCCCAUUCACCUUCCUUCCUGUGGUUGCUCAGCAGUCCUCAAUAUGAAUCUGGCCGCUUGCUGGUGCAUGUGAAGCACCAGGCCUCUGAGAUGCUCCUCGUAGCCGGGGGGACAGGGGCAACCUAGGGGCUGCUGUGCUGCCAGUAUGGAAUGAGAGAGGGAUGAUCAGUGCCCAGAGACCUGCCUGCACCCAGUGAACCCGAUGCAGCAGAGCAUCUUCCGUGCCAUGUCGUGAAAGGAGUAGGGGCUCCUUUAACUAGGAGAGUGAUUCUGCUGCACCUCAGUGCUGCGUAAGCCAAGUGCCAUCCCAAAAAGCCGAUGAGAUGCAAGUCUAGAACCUAACUCUUCCCAGAAAAGCCUUCCAGUACCCCAGGCAGGUUUUUUGUCUCCCUUCAUGGCCACGCCAUUGCUGGGGCUUGAACCAGCAGUGGGCCAGGGAUCCAGGCCGCCUGCCCUGCUGCCUCCCUUGCGGGUGCCCRGACACAGUGUCCUGCCAGAGCUGCAUCUGGCGAGUGCCCGUCCCAGCCCACCCGCAGUGCUGGUCCUGCCACGUCGCCUGUCGGAGCCUCAGGCUGCCUCAUGAGCCCUCCGGGCAUGUUCUKCGUGCGGGCAGCCAGCCUGGCACCCCAGCAUGACCCGAGUGGUGUCCAGGGUGCUGCUCUGAGCAGCCAGCUCAGUUUCACCCUUCCUGUAGGGAUGGAGGCCACCCUACCUGGGAUGGAGGGGGAGCCUUGGUGUUCCCCYCACCUGGAGCAUCCCUGGGGACAGCAGGAUGGCGCAGGGAGGCCAGGYGCUGAGUCCUCCCGUGAGGAUGAUCCUUGUGAAUGUCCUGCUGACUCUUAGCUCUGUGGCUGGCCCAGCAGCAGCGCAGCCUGCCAGCCACGAGGCACUUCCUUGCGGAAUCUCCUGCGAUGUCAUUUUCUUAAAUAGCCUACAUGAAGCGUAUCUCAUAAAACAUUCAUGUCACUGUAAUACUCAGGCCUAAGUGAAUGAAAUAGAAACCCCAUACAAGGCCAAGCAAACACAAUAAAAUGCUAACAGAGUAUAUUGUGUUUACUAACAGAAUUAUAUCAAAUGCAAGUUUGAAGAUGGGAUCCAGUGGCAGCUGACUCACGCAGGCCCCGGAGCAGAGGCGCUUUCCUAUGUUAUCCUGGGCAUCCCCAGAACCCUCCAACUCGAGGACAAGUCCUGCCAUGCAUCAUCUCGUGCCCGUGUGCCCGUAGCACUGGUGGUGUCUCUUGCUGCCUGCUUGGCAGAGCUCCCCUCACAGCUGGGCUGCCUGUCCAGCCCUGGUGUAUCCCACUCCUGGCGCUGCUUCCUGCCCAGCCRGGGCCUCCGCAGGGACAGUUUCUCCAGGUGCAGAUGCAGGGAGAGCCCUGGCACUGGGUCAUUGGGCAGUUUUGAGGAUGCAUUCCCAAGACAGCUUUGGAGUAAUCUCCUUAACCGUGGGUGAUCUUUGCUGUUCCACUUGGAGCUGUCAAGGUGAAUCUCCAACCUGUUUUUUACAUGCAUCCAUUCUCCAUGGG